AUGUCAUCUCACGACCCCGGCUGCCCCUUCUGCAACAUCGCCACAUUCUAUCCCCCUUCCCCUACCCCGUCCGCGAACCACGACCAAACAACGCCCUCCUCCUUCGUCGUGUUCUCAACCACCCUCUGCGUCGCCUUCCUAGACAUCAUGCCCCUCUCCCCGGGGCACCUCCUCAUAACCACGCGCGCCCACCGCGAGAAGAUCUCCGACGUCAACUCCUCGGAAGCAGCCGAGCUGGGGAUCUGGGUAUCGAGGCUCAGCCGCGUGAUGGCAAGGGUGACGGGGGUCUGGGACUGGAACAUUGUGCAGAACAACGGGGCCGCGGCGAGCCAGGUCGUGCCGCAUGUGCAUUACCAUCUGGUGCCGCGGCCGAACCUCGAUGGGGAGGCGAGGAAUCGGAGUUUUACUAUGUUUGGGAAGGGGCAGAGGAGUGAGCUGGAUGACGGGGAGGCGGCGGAGCUGGUGGGGAAAGUGAAGGGAGAGUUGGAGAGGGAGUUGAAGAGGAUUGAGAGGGAGAAGUUAUAG
Messenger RNA from Drepanopeziza brunnea f. sp. 'multigermtubi' MB_m1, 525 nucleotides. RefSeq lists its product as uncharacterized. The record is from RefSeq and is a predicted model, not a curated record. Gene Ontology annotation, molecular function: catalytic activity. NCBI's taxonomy places the organism in Eukaryota, Fungi, Ascomycota, Leotiomycetes, Helotiales, Drepanopezizaceae. Gene Ontology annotation, biological process: nucleotide metabolic process.